GGAUGGUGUUUUGGUUAACGGUUUCCGGGUGUUGUCGGGAGCAGAGGACUGGCUUUGGCUGGCUUUUGGAUGAUUUGUAAAAAGGAAUUAAAAGGUUACUGGAUUGUAUAAAUUAUCAAAAUGAACAGAAUAUUUGGACGUGGAACGCCAAAAGCCCCUCCUCCAAAUCUAUCCGAUUGCAUCGGAAACGUGGAUGCGAGGGCGGAGUCCGUUGACAAGAAAAUCUCCCGACUAGAUGCUGAGCUCAUGAAGUACAAAGACCAAAUGAAGAAGAUGAGAGAAGGCCCCUCAAAGAAUAUGGUGAAACAAAAAGCAAUGAGGGUUCUGAAGCAAAAAAGAACGUAUGAAGGCCAGAGAGAUCAAUUAACCCAACAAUCCUUCAACAUGGAGCAGGCCAACUAUACUAUCCAGUCACUGAAGGAUACAAAAACAACUGUAGAGGCUAUGAAAAUCGGUGCCAAAGAGAUGAAGAAGGCCUACAAAAAUGUGAAGAUUGAUCAGAUUGAAGACCUUCAGGAUCAGCUGGAAGACAUGAUGGAGGAUGCUAGCGAAGUCCAGGAAGCCCUUAGUCGCAGCUAUGGCACCCCAGAGAUAGAUGAAGAUGACCUGGAAGCAGAGCUGGAUGCACUUGGGGAUGAGUUGCUCCUGGAUGAUGACAACUCCUAUCUAGACGAAGCUUCGUCUGCACCUGCCAUCCCAGAGGGAAUGCCCAGCGACAGCAAAACAAACAAGGAUGGUGUUCUUGUGGAUGAAUUUGGUCUGCCACAAAUCCCGGCCACAUAGGGGAAA
This is a messenger RNA of Hypomesus transpacificus, 789 nucleotides long. RefSeq names its product charged multivesicular body protein 5a (gene chmp5a). NCBI's taxonomy places the organism in Eukaryota, Metazoa, Chordata, Actinopteri, Osmeriformes, Osmeridae. Gene Ontology annotation, cellular component: multivesicular body. The coding region runs from base 121 to 783 and encodes 220 amino acids. Gene Ontology annotation, biological process: late endosome to vacuole transport via multivesicular body sorting pathway; vesicle budding from membrane. The record is from RefSeq and is a predicted model, not a curated record. The transcript is spliced from 8 exons.